UUAGAGCUAUGCUCUGUGGUGAUGACCUUCUGUUUCCCCCGUGUCUUGGUUUGUAGACGGAUGCCGCGCUGAUGUACGACGCCGUGCAUGUGGUGGCCGUGGCUGUGCAGCAGUCUCAGCAGAUCACCGUCAGUUCAUUACAGUGCAACCGACACAAGCCUUGGCGCUUUGGAGCGCGCUUCAUGGCCCUCAUCAAAGAGGCACACUGGGAUGGCUUGACUGGAAGAAUCUCUUUCAACAGGACCAAUGGCCUGAGAACAGACUUCGACCUUGAUGUUAUUAGUCUCAAAGAAGAGGGUCUUGAGAAGAUUGGUACCUGGGAUCCAGCAAGUGGCCUCAAUAUGACUGACAAUCAGAAGGGAAAGACAACUAAUGUCUCAGAUUCAUUGUCCAAUCGAUCCCUUAUUGUCUCCUCCAUACUGGUGAAUAUAUUUUUUCCUAUUUUUCUUAAACUUUAUUUGAUUUAUUUGUAUUUGAUAGCAACACAGUCUAGUUCUGUUUAUUCUAAAAAUGUGUAGGAAAAAGAAUUAAAGACACCCAGCAGAUUACAUUGGGUUGAGUUUGCAAUUAUUCAUCAUACUGAGCAUGCAUGCAGUAAAAAGAAAGAAAGGAAAAGUUUCAUUUUAAUAAGAAAAAACCUCCAGCAGAGCCAGGACCUGGCUCAACAUAAACGGCCAUCUUCCUUGGCCGACUGGGUGUUUGAGAAGGCACAGAAAGACACACAACCACUGAUCCAGGAGUACUUUCUAUGUCAUAAAGAUAGAUACAUUCAGACACUUAUAUACACAUCAGUGGGAAACUGAACGCGGUUUCAUAGGAAAUUGGACUUCAGCCAUCAUCUUUCCAAUUGCAAAAUGAGUACUCUCCGAGUUACAGUCGCUGCCUGCUGUUACAGUAAACACUGACUGCCUAAGCUGUGUAUUCCGGCAGAUGGUUCUAGAAUAUACAAGGUUGUUGUAUUAAAUUGUAUAAUUGUAUACAUUAAAAUUGCUGCAGCAGUAAGCAUUAAGUAAGUGAAGUUAUUAAUAAAAACAAAUUUGAAU
Messenger RNA from Poecilia latipinna (sailfin molly), 1043 nucleotides. RefSeq names its product glutamate receptor ionotropic, kainate 2-like. The record is from RefSeq and is a predicted model, not a curated record. Bases 72 to 518 code for a protein of 148 amino acids. The transcript is spliced from 3 exons. Lineage: Eukaryota; Metazoa; Chordata; Actinopteri; Cyprinodontiformes; Poeciliidae.